This is a messenger RNA of Mizuhopecten yessoensis (Yesso scallop), 820 nucleotides long. RefSeq lists its product as uncharacterized. Bases 305 to 796 code for a protein of 163 amino acids. The transcript has 3 exons. The record is from RefSeq and is a predicted model, not a curated record. Lineage: Eukaryota; Metazoa; Mollusca; Bivalvia; Pectinida; Pectinidae.
CAGCUGAUUAGACCACCAUAAUGUGAAUUACUUGAUGGACGACAGACGACGUCAUAGAUGGUCUCGUAUCAGGCUUGUAUGUACCCGUUAUUGUAAUUAAACUGUAGUCGGUCUGUAAACGACGCAUAAGUGUAUUUUUUUUAUAAAGUCCUGUUUACUACAAAGUCGUGUGUCGUUAUACAGGUGCGCCCAUGUCUUCGCAUACAUGUUUACAUGUGUGUCCUGCAGCAUGCUUCAGUAUUCCUAUACAACAGCUGGCCGACCACUACUUUAAUGUCAUUUUAUAUAUAUAUCACAUUUCCGUAUGUGGUUUGUUAUUGAUCGGCGAUACGCCUCGGGACACUUACCGACUACCAACCCUGUAAUAAACAGACGUAUUUGCUUUAAACAUCUACACACAGGAGUAGCCAUGGCAUCCUAUUGUUAUCACACUACCUCUUACAGUUCCGUGUACGGCACUGUGAGGUAUAAGGGUGAGUCGUUCUACUGUAAUGAGGGAUGUUGUGGAGGGUACUCUGGCUACUACUACUGCUGUCCUGCACACUACGUCGAUUACUACGGCUAUUCAGAGUAUGUAUCCAAUGCUACCGGGGGGAUCGUAGCCGGUAUAGUGAUCGGCAGUCUGGUCGGCGUAGGGCUAUUCGUAGCCUUUAUUGUUUUCAUAUGUGUGUACUGUGUGAACGCCAACCGACGCUCUAUGCCCGGACAGGUUAUAGGGACACAGGCGACCGGACAACAAAUCGCAUACGUCAACACACGUGAGUACAAAGUGGAUCACGUCUUCAGACAAACCUAACCGUCAACAUAGCUAUACUUGAAU